AAUGACUAGUAUAUGUGAACAUAUUAAUGAAUAACACAUCACUUGGUCAGUAUAGGGUUAAAUGAUAUAUAAAGAUCAAUGUACUAGAUGUUUUGUAGAAGCUAAAAGUGAAAAUGGUAUUUAAGUUUGUUUGAAAUGUUUUAAUGGAGGUUGUAUUGAAAUGCAUAGUCCUCAACAUAGUGAUUAACAUAAUCAUUUCAUUGUUUUAAAUAUUAGAUUAUAUGAAAUUGAAUAACCAUAAUAGAAAGUGGAAGAUAUAAAUAAAUUAGUAAUAGCAGAUAUUCCAUAAUUGUAAAGUGAAACAAGUGUGAUAUGUUUGAAAUGUUAGAAAAUAUUAAGUUCUCCAGAAUUGGAUGGAUUGGUCUAAUCAAUUAAAUAAGCCAAUUCUGCAUUUUAAAGAUAAGCAAUAGCCUAAUGGGAACAUACAGCUUAACCAUGUGAACAUACUUUAACAAUGGAAUAGAUACCAUUAGUUGAAAAGAAUUUAUAAAAAUGUAGAAGUUGUCAUUUAUCAUCUAAUUUGUGGUUAUGUUUAUAUUGUGGACAUGUUGGUUGUGGUAGAAAGAUGUAUGAUGGAUCAGGAGGAAAUAAUCAUGCAGUUGAUCAUUCUAAAGACUAUUAACAUCAUUUAGUAGUUAAAUUAGGAACUAUUACAUCUGAUGGUAAAGGUGAUGUAUAUUGUUACAAAUGUGAUGAUGAAGUUAUAGAUAAUUUUCUUAAAGAACAUUUGGCUAAUUAUGGAAUUGAAAUAGAAAAAUAAGUGAAAACUGAAAAAACAAUAGCUGAAUUAACAUUGGAUGCUAAUUUAACAUUGUAAUUGAGUAAAUUAAUAGAAGAAGGUUAAAUAUUAGAUCCUAUUUUUGGACCUGAAUUUACAGGAAUUGAUAAUAUUGGAAAUACAUGUUAUAUGAAUUCAGUUGUCUAAGUAUUAUUUAGCAUACCUGAAUUUUAAUAAUUAUACUCUCUUGAUCAUUAAUUUAUUUGCACUGCAUUACCAUAUAAUUGUGUUUUAUGUUAAAUUAGUAAAGUUAAUCAUGGUUUAAAUAGUGGUGAUUUUUCAAUCAAGAAAGUAUCAAAAUCUGCUUUAGAUACUGAAGGAGCAUAAAAAGAUUUCUAUUAAGAUGGAAUUAGAUUAUAUGAUUUCAAAUAAUUAGUUGCUAAAGGUAAUUAACAUUUUCUAUCUAAUCAUUAAUAAGAUGCAUUAGAAUAUUGGCAAUUAUUAAAUUCAUUCUUUUAGAAAACAGAAAAAUAAUUUAAAUUAUAAUAAUUAUCAUCUAUUUUCUCAUAUGAUUAGACAACUAUACUAAAAUGUGUUAAUUGUGGAGGACAUAAAGUUAAUGUUGUUAAAAAUUAAGAAUUUAAAGUACCUGUUGAAUAACCUACUUAAGAUUAAAUUGAUCUCUAUCAUAUACAAGAGAAAUAAAAAUAUGAAGAGAGAAUUAAAACAAUGAAACCAGAAGAUAUUAAACCAUUUUAAUUAAAUGAUUUACCUGAGUAUGAUACAACAUUUGAAAAGUCUUUAUAAUUAUUAAAACAAGGAGAACGUGUAGAUAUGUUCUGUCCUAAAUGUUAAUCUCUAUAAGUAUUUGUUAAAUAAGAAUACUUUAAAACAUUCCCAAAAUAUCUAUUUGUACCUGUAAUAAGAUUUGUCUAAGAGAAUUGGGUUCCUAAGAAAUUGAAUGCCUCUAUUAAGAUUUAAUAGUUCUAUGAUUUGGCUGAUUUCAAAGAACCCGUUCUCUAAGACAUAGAUGCUUUAAAAGAGUAAAAUGUAUAGGAAUACACAGAAGAUAACUUAUAAACUUUAAUGGGAAUGGGAUUUGGUGAAAAUAGAUGUAAACGAGCACUAAUUAAAUAUAAGAAUGAUGUUGAAGCUGCUAUGAUGUUUAUUAUGGAAUCUUUAGAUGAUCCAACUCAAGAUUAACCAUUAUAAUAGAAACAACAAGGUCCUUAAAUAAGUGAAGAAUUUGUGGAAUAAAUAGUUGCAAUGGGAUUCAAUCAAGAUUAAGCCAGAUUUGCAUUAUCUAAAACAGUAUAUUUAUAGUAUUUAUAUAUAAAAGGAUAAUAAUUUAGAGAGAGCUAUGGAUUAUAUAUUUAAUCAUGACUUAGAAUUAGAAAUGAAAUAGCCACAAGAGAAAUAAUAAUAGAAGUAGGAUCAAUUUGAAAAUCAAACAUCCAAAUAUGAAUUGUUUGGUAUUAACUUUCUCUAUUAUAUUUUUUAGCUUGUAUAGUUCAUUUAGGAAAAUCUGUUCAUUGUGGACAUUAUGUGUCUUACAUUAAAAAGAAUGGAGAAUGGAUUCUAUACAAUGAUUCUAAGGUUGCCAAAUCAGCUGAGCCUGCAUUAAAUAAGGGUUAUAUGUAUAUCUUCAGAAGACUAGAUUGAA
Paramecium pentaurelia is the source of this 2381-nucleotide messenger RNA. The record is from the annotation of a GenBank genome assembly. Lineage: Eukaryota; Ciliophora; Oligohymenophorea; Peniculida; Parameciidae.